This is a messenger RNA of Diospyros lotus (date-plum), 1437 nucleotides long. RefSeq lists its product as uncharacterized. The record is from RefSeq and is a predicted model, not a curated record. The coding region runs from base 112 to 1191 and encodes 359 amino acids. The transcript has 3 exons. NCBI's taxonomy places the organism in Eukaryota, Viridiplantae, Streptophyta, Magnoliopsida, Ericales, Ebenaceae.
UACUGCUCUUACGAUACUGUCUCCAUUCUCUCUAGCCCCGGCGUCCAGAAAAACAACGUUCUACGGCGCCCUAUUUCAGAAUUCAGGCGACCUUCUUGAAGCAACGGUCCAAUGGAAACCCCAUCGUCAACAAGAAGAGUCACGAGAUCUCAAACCCUAGCCUCCGCAAACAGGCCCGGCACCAACAACAACAUACCUAUGUCAAGGAAAGUUGAAGACUCUGAAAAGGGUGUUUCGAAAUCAAGGAAGCAGCAAGAUCGGUCUGCGCUUAUCGAUAUCACGAACGAUUCGCCGAUCGUUGGGAUUGCAAUGGCGAGCUUGGAAACUCCAUUAUCUACAAUAGCCAAGAAGAAGAACAGUGAAGCGAAGCAGGCCAAGACUCCUGGUUCUGGGGAGGCCUUGUUGAGGGGCCAAGUCAAGACCCUCUUGCAGAAAGUGGAAGAAGAGGCCGAGCUUUCGAAGAUCUCGCUUGAACAGAGGCCUUUUUUUCACCUCCAAGGCUUUGUCAACUCUCCGAUGGGGCUUCUGGCACCUACUCCGGCCAACACGCCGUAUGACCUGAACCUCUCAGACGACGAGAGCUUCAAGAACAAUUGCCUGGCCUCUGUCACGCCUUCGCCCGUCCAAGAACAGCUGGAGAUUUCUCAGAUGGUUACUGAGAUUUUUGACCCGGAGAAGAGUUUGAUAACCAGAUCUUUACUCCUCGACUUCUCUGAGAAAUCCGAGGGCUCUGAUUCAUCAUCAUCUGUGGUGACACAUGAAGGAGGAGAGAGCGAAGGCAAAGAGAAGUCAUCAUCCAUGGAGGAUGAUAACGAAUCUGUCUGGUCUAUUCAGGUCAAUGCCAGUAGCAGAGACGAGGAAGAGGAAGAAGACGAGGAGGUGGGAAUCGAAGAAACUGGAGAAGUAGAAGAGGAAUACGAAAACGAUGAUGGAGGGUUAGUGGAUGAACUGUGUGAAGGGAUUAGAAGGAUUAGCGUGAACGGAGAGAAGAACAUGACCAAAUUCAGCGGCAAGCACAUCCGGUUUGUGUACAACAGUGAGGAUGAAAUCGAAGGAGAAGAAGAGUGUGAAGCUGAAACUGAAGCAUCAGCCGGUGUUCUGCGCUUGAAGGGCUUGCCGAUGCCGAAAGGGAAGCACUUUCGGUUCCCUGAGGCUGAGGAUGGAUUGGAAGAGGAAGAAGAAGACUGUUGAUAGCUGACUUUUGAGCAUUGAGGUGGGGGGGAUUGAGAUUUGAGAAACAAGGUCACUCUUGUGGUGACACCCCACCAUUUUGACAUUAGGAUUUGGUUGUGUUUUUGCUUUUCUUCUGCAUAUUAUUCAUUCUUGUUUGAAUUUGGGGAUACUCAUACUGGGAGUUAAACUGAUUGGGACUCUCUCCUCUUGGUUGAAUUUUAAUCAAAGUUCUUUCAUCAAUUUGCUGCGUCUUUCAUUAGCCAC